GAUUAAAUUUUCUUUCUUUGUGGCCACCAAGAUUUCCAUCGUGCAAUCAUAUUUAACUCAAAUUCGUUUAUAGUCACACAUAACCUCUUUCUUGUGAAGAAAGAGCUUCUGCCUUAUCUAGUAAAGCGUAGAUCUUAUAUUGUACCUAACAGAGUGAAGGAGCGAACGUGAAUGGAGACAUAAUUUAGUUGUUAAUUUGAGAAACACACCCUUGUCAUGAUGCAAAUCGUGGCUUUGACGUACAUAUUUUGGUAUUCAAUAGGCUUCAUUAACAUGGCCCUUAUUUCUACGACUUCAACCUUACAGAACGAUGGCAACAUGAAUUCUUCGACAUUCAAACCCAUGAAAGAAAGCUUUACAGGUUAUACCGUGUUACAUAAAAUCCGUCGAUAUGAAAUGGAGGAUGUCGUGCUGUGCCUUGAUUCCUUGUCCAUGGGUAAAAAGCAUUCCAUCCAUAUUGCAUUCCUUGGCGACUCUCUCAUCCGGAAUCAGUUCUUGAGCUUUACUUCGUUAAUUCCAGACUACGAUCGAAACCUGCCGUUCCACCUAAAAGAAUACGAAUCUCAUUUUCACGAAAAUCGAAACAUGCACAGUCUACUUUUAAACAACCUAUUAGUUUCUUUUCGAUGGAGAGCUUUAGUCAAUGACGAAUUGCUAACCGAUUUCAGAAUGUGGAAUAGUUCUGCCGUAAAUGAUGAUGGAAUACCGGAUUUUAUUUUUUUGGGCUCAACAGUUCACAAUAUAUUACAAAACAGGAAAACGACAUUCAUGGAGAAAAUUGAAACAGAUUUAUUACCAGAACUUCAAAAUUUUUUGAGAAUUCAUCCGAAGAAACAAAUAUUUUGGGUAAUUCAAAGCCCAACAACAGAUAUGUUGGGACCCAUUUCUGGACCUAACAAUCAUAUUAUUCACAUUAAAAAAAUUCAUCAUUACAAUGCUAUAAUACGGAAGAUAUUCAAGGGUACACGAGUUGCUGUUUGGGAUUUGCUGCUCCCUGCCAUCGAAGAGUACAUUCGCAGUUGCUUCCUUAUGCAAUUUUACCAGUACGAUGUUGAUGGAUAUAAACUGUGUGAUGACUUUAUUCAUCCUGGACACCAAGUUUUAUCGAUGGGAAGUCAUUUAAUUUUUAAUUGUAUUUGUUACCACAACGAAAAUUACAAUGAUCUGGAAGGUUUCACUGAUUCUUAUUUAUCAUGAG
Daphnia carinata is the source of this 1198-nucleotide messenger RNA. RefSeq lists its product as uncharacterized. Bases 217 to 1197 code for a protein of 326 amino acids. The record is from RefSeq and is a predicted model, not a curated record. The transcript is spliced from 5 exons. NCBI's taxonomy places the organism in Eukaryota, Metazoa, Arthropoda, Branchiopoda, Diplostraca, Daphniidae.